UAUAGCUCUUCAACUCAUCAACCCACUUUAGCACAAAAAAUGGUUUUUUAAAAAAAAUUUCCAAAAAAAUUUUUCUCAUAGACAUUUAUGCAAGUUGUAAUUAUUAGUUUUUUUAAUGCAAUGGCUGCAGGUAUUUAUAUUUAUAUGCAAACUGUACGUAUUAGUGAUGCUAUUAUUAUUGCUGGAACAUAUGCGUGGCUUUUUGCGCACGGAAUUCCACCAGUUAUUUAUUUAAUUUUAAACAAAACAAUUCGUACAGACUUUAAACAUUAUAUGAAAUUAAUGUUUGGAAGAGCCAAUGUUAGUAAAUUUCAAACUGUUACGAUGUUAUUCACGUCAUUUCAAAACAACCAACAAAACGCUUCUUCAAGUCGAACGAGAAGGGUGGUUGUUGGAGGAAGAAUGGCUCGAUCUAAUCGAGUUGUUCAAGCUACUAAUGGAGGGUUUUGAUUGGGGGAAGGAAAGGAAGGAAGGGAAGAGAAAUUAUUGAACAUCCAUAAUGAAGAUAACACAGACGGGAGGGAAGGGAUUCUAUCCACAUCGGAAAAUUCGAUUUUUGACUUCGAUACCAACUUUCAACUCUAG
Molecule: messenger RNA, 585 nt
Organism: Meloidogyne enterolobii
Lineage: Eukaryota; Metazoa; Nematoda; Chromadorea; Rhabditida; Meloidogynidae
Source: the annotation of a GenBank genome assembly